Atta colombica is the source of this 2964-nucleotide messenger RNA. Its product is annotated as nephrin-like. Gene Ontology annotation, molecular function: protein binding. The transcript has 15 exons. Lineage: Eukaryota; Metazoa; Arthropoda; Insecta; Hymenoptera; Formicidae. The record is from RefSeq and is a predicted model, not a curated record. Bases 1 to 2937 code for a protein of 978 amino acids.
AUGACAGAUGCGGAAGCAGUGGCAGGCGGAAUUGCUCAGCUACCAUGCGACGUGAAACCACCACUCUCGGGGGACAAGCUGCACCUAGUUAUUUGGUAUAAGGAGGAGGCAGAUGCACCGAUAUACAGCUUCGACACCAGAGGGAGGGAUAGUCCGGAUCAAGGGAAUCACUGGCAAGAUCACAGCCUAGAAGGACGUGCGUUCUUUAAGCACUCCGAAAUUCCAGCGAAACUCACUUUGGAAAAGGUCCGGGAGAGCGACGCAGCUGUUUACAGAUGCAGAGUCGACUUCAAGCAGUCACCGACGCGCAACAGCAAAGUCAAUCUAACGGUCAUCAUACCGCCGGAGCAGCUUAGCAUAUUGGACGAAGACGGAAGGUCUCAUAUUCCCCAUUACAUCCUUGGCCCGUACAGCGAAGGAGCAUCUCUCAAUAUCACGUGUGUCGCCGCCGGUGGGCGACCGCAACCACGAGUGACAUGGUGGCAGGGAACUUCUCUACUUGAUAACAGUUACGAGACUGUGGAUACUAAAAGGGUUCGGAACGUACUGCAAUUGGAAAAGUUAGGCCGGGAACAUUUGCGUGCGUUUCUGACCUGCCAAGCCACAAACAACAACAUGGUGACACCGAUAUCAAGUUCGGUGUCACUCGACAUGAAUUUAAAACCGCUGUGGGUCCGGAUUCAAGGAGAGAGCCGACCACUUAGCGCCGGCAAGACCUACGAGAUAGGUUGCGAGGUUGUCGGAGCCAGACCAAGCCCGACGAUCACAUGGUCCAAAGGAAACAUGAUAUUGCGAAAUGCACGAGAGACGCAGACAAGUCCCGACGGCAACGUUACAACCAGCAUCCUCACAUUCGUACCUGGUAUCGAAGACGCCGGAAAGAUCCUCUACUGUCGUGGCGGCGUGCCAGAUAUUCCGAAUUCGGAGUUAGAGGAUGGAUGGAAGCUCAAUAUAUUCCACGAGCCUGUGGUUACCCUCGAGCUUGGCAGCAAUUUGAAUUCGAGUGCUAUUCGGGAGGGUAUCGACGUUUACUUCGAAUGCAACAUCAAGUCCAAUCCCUGGGUUUACAAGGUUUCCUGGCGCCAUAACGGCAAUCCGCUAUAUCACAACAGAGCGACUGGAACGAUAAUAAGUAAUCAGAGCCUGGUGCUGCAAAGUGUCACUCGCAGUAGAGCUGGGAUUUACACAUGCAUCGGCAAUAAUCAAGAGGGCGACGGCGAGAGCAAUCCACUGAACUUGGACAUAAAGUUCGUGCCGGUAUGCCAGCACGGUCAGACGAAGGUAUUCGGCGUGGCGCGACAGGAGACCGCGAGGAUCCCCUGUGAGCUGGAGGCGAACCCGCCGGAAGUAUCGUUCACCUGGAAAUUCAAUAAUACAAUGGAGGCGGUGGACAUACCUCAGGCGCACGUCACGAGUGAUCGUACUCGCUCGACAGCCUCCUACACACCAAUGACCGAGCUGGACUAUGGCACUCUCCUUUGCUGGGGUAGCAAUGACCAGGGCACUCAGCUUGAGCCGUGCGUCUACCAUAUCGUGCCAGCUGGCCGCCCGGACACACCGCACAACUGCUCCUUAUUAAAUCAAACCACCGACUCGAUCUACGUGGAAUGUAUAGAAGGCUUUGACGGCGGCCUACCGCAAAAGUUCACCAUGCAAGUGGACCGUGAAACCGGGUCCAGCAAGAGCGGCGGUCCUACGACUGUCUUCAACCAGACGAGCAAGGUGCCCGUCUUCUCCGUCAGCAAUCUGGAUCCCGGCAGCAACUACGAGGUUUCCAUUUACUCCACUAACGCCAAAGGUCGCAGCGAGACCGUGCAUUUUCGCGCCACCACCCUGAAUCUCCCUGAGAGACGAACAGCAGGUGAGAGGCUGGCGCAACCACCCUCGCCGGAGAAUUGUACGAUCCGAGAGGAGAGCCAGACGACCGUACGGGUGAGCUGCGCCGAGAGCGAGCUCGACUUCGACACGAACACGGCCAUCUACGUACUACAGGUCUUCGACGCCGACACCAGGCGACUACUGGCGUCCGCAACGAGUCUGACGCCGAGCAUGCUCGAGGUGACGGAUCUGCCGGUCGACAGAAGCCAAUCCGGUCUCAUGCUGUCCCUUAGGAUCAUGACGGAGCAGGCCAUGAGCGAUGCCACGGUCCUCUUCAGUACGCACUUUGUUCAAGAGGGUAAUACCAAUAAGGAGCACCACCGUUACCCAGCCCUCACGCCAGUUAUGCUGUCGCUGUCGGGUCCGCUAUUGGGUGCCGUGGUGGGAGCCACAGCGGGAUUGCUUCUGGUAAUCUUCGUGAUCGUGCUGGCCGUCAAGCUUCGCUAUCGACCUCGAUCUCAGGAGGACUCUCAUGACGACGGCGGCAUGGCGAACCUGGCGGCGUCGGGAACCGGCGCCUCGUCUCCGCUUGACAAAUCGUCGACCUUGCCCCUCAGUACCGAUAGCAUCGAGAGCUUCGAGAAGAAUCCCGAUAUAAUACCACAUGCAAACGAGAAUUCAUAUGCGGAAUUAUGCAAAAGUACAUCACCACGAUAUGUACUGCAGCAGCAACGCCCGGAAGUGAAUACCUUCGCAACAACAAACAACGGAUCCGAGUUAACAUACGUCGAAUUAGCACUAAGGGGAAACCGACGAAUACCUCCAAAUUGCUACCAGCCCGUGCAAAUCUCCAGCAUCCAACGGCCCCAGAUGCUGCCUAUGUCGACUUUGACGCGCAGACAGCCGAUCCAGGAGCCGACGAUUUACGCGCAAGUCGCCAGUCAUUCUAAACCGAUUUACGUGCCACCGCCACAUCCGUACAUGAAUCGUUCCAGCGACGAAACUACGGCGGAGACACCAUUGAUCGGACACGACAAUAAGAUCACUACGAUCAGCCAUUCAAGUAGCUCAAUUUGGCGCACCGACACACCGCCUUCCUCGAAUGCGCCAACGACAUGAUUCCAACAAGCUGCAUCGUAAUUCCAU